Molecule: messenger RNA, 4651 nt
Organism: Solea solea (common sole)
Lineage: Eukaryota; Metazoa; Chordata; Actinopteri; Pleuronectiformes; Soleidae
Gene: pik3cg
Product: phosphatidylinositol-4,5-bisphosphate 3-kinase, catalytic subunit gamma
Exons: 24
Coding region: 175-3516 (1113 amino acids)
Biological process (GO): phosphatidylinositol 3-kinase/protein kinase B signal transduction; cell migration; phosphatidylinositol-mediated signaling
Cellular component (GO): phosphatidylinositol 3-kinase complex, class IA; phosphatidylinositol 3-kinase complex, class IB; cytoplasm
Molecular function (GO): 1-phosphatidylinositol-3-kinase activity; 1-phosphatidylinositol-4-phosphate 3-kinase activity
Source: RefSeq, a predicted model, not a curated record
UCUCGUCCUGACAAGAGACGCAGCAUUUCCUCUCUGUCAGAUUUUUUUUUUCUUAAAAAAAACUAACACAUUACUUUGUUUUUGCUGUGGUUUCUUCAUGUAGUCUAAAUGCAGAAGUACUUAUCCAGAGUUCUGGGUUUCGUUGCCUUCCGCCUCUGCGUUCACUGCUAGGCGAUGGAUGAAGAGCAGACCCAGGUGAGCGACGAAGAGCCUAAAAUCCUGCGAGAAGAGAGCCGGAGGAGGAGGAGGAAGAAGGCCAUCUCAUCAGCCUCGAGCACAUCCAUGGACCAGAUCACUGUUGAGUUCAUGCUGCCCACGGUGGCGCAUGGUGGCAACAGCCCCACUCUGCUGCUGGAGGUUGCUGGAAACUGGACCGUGGAACAGGUGAAAGCUCAGGUGUGGCUGAAGGCAGUGACUUUGAAUGUCUCUCCGGACUUUUUCCAGCGCUAUUCCCCUGACCACUGCAUCCUGCUCUACCAAAAGAAAGGCACCGUGUGCGAGAUCUACGACAAGCACCAGGUCUUUCAGACGCUUGACUGCAUUCGCUACUGGAGAGCGCUGAAAAAGGAUGUGGGGCGGAUCCAGCUGGUGCCCCGCCCCAUGCCCUCAGACGAGUCCGUGCAGUACCAGCGCUACCUAAACUACCUGAUGGGGUACGACGUGACAGACGUGAGUAACGUGCACGACGAUGAGCUGGAGUUCACCCGCAGGAAGCUGCUGACGCCUCGCCGCAUCGAACUGUCCAACCGUGACCCGAGACUCUACUCCAUGGACCCGUGGGUUACCUGCAAGCCACUGCCUGAACACCUGCUCAGCAAAGUCAGUCACAGUCACAUCCUGGUGGUGAUUCACAUCACGACAGCUAGUCAGACCAUCAAGGUCUCCAUUGACGACACACCAGCACAGGUACUAGUCAGCUUUUUUGCCAAGAUGGCAAAUAAAAGGGUUUUGCUGGGCAUCCCUGAAGACAUGUGUGAGGCUGACUAUGUCCUCCGUGUGUGUGGCAGGGAGGAGUACCUGUACGGGGAUAAACCUCUGCAGAACUUCAACUGGGUCCGUCAGUGUCUGAAGAAUGGUGAAGAGAUCCACUUGGUUCUCGAGAAGCCGCCUGAUCCUAAACUGGAUUCGGUCCAGAAGGAGGACUGGGCACAGGUGGAUGACUGUACCGGAGUUGCAGGAACCCAUGAGCAGCUGACCAUCGAUGAGAAAGACCAUGAGCGAGUGUUCACCAUCUCCAUGUGGGACUGCAACAGGAAGUUCAGGGUGAAGGUGCUUGGUAUCGACAUCCCAACGCUGCCCAAAAUCCCGGAGUUUGUUGUCUUCAUAGAGGCCAGCAUCUUCCAUGGUCAGCAGCUUCUCGCUCAGGAGAGGACGACCUCCAAAACCUUCAACGAGGAAGUGCUGUGGAACAGCUGGCUGGAGUUUAACAUUAAAAUCAAGGACCUGCCUAAAGGUGCACGCCUCAACCUCCAGGUAGUCUGUGGAAAACAACCUCAGACACCAAACACCAAAGGAAGCUCCUACCAGGACAGUACAGGAGGAGGCAGCCAUGAUGCAAAGACCAAGAGUCGUCUCCUGUACUAUGUCAACCUGCUGCUGAUCGACCACCGCUCUCUUCUCCGCCAGGGCGAGUUCAUCCUCCACAUGUGGAAAAUGCCCGAGAAGAGUGAGGAGAGCAGCAGCAGCAUCAACGCGGACAAGCUCACCUCAGCGACCAACCCGGACAAGGCCUCCUCCAUGGCCAUCGCCAUUUUACUGGACAAGUACUGUUAUCCUGUGGUGCUGCCCAAGAGCCGAGACGUGCUGGCAGGGGCCGAGGAAGCAGAGCGGGGUCACCGGGAGAUGCCGAACCAUCUGAAGAAGCAGUUUGGGGCUAUCGUGGCGACAGACCCCCUGCAUCCACUCAGUCCUGAGGACAAAGAGCUGCUCUGGCACUUCAGGCAUGAGUGUCUGCGCAACCCCAGAGCGUACCCGAAGCUGCUGGGCUCAGUCAAAUGGGGCAAACAAGAAGAUGUUUUGGCAACACACCGUCUGCUGGAGCGCAGCAGCGCUUGGGACAGCAGUGGUCUGGAUGUAGGCCUGGCCAUGCAGCUGCUGGACUGUCACUACUCUGACGCUCAGGUUCGUUCACUUGCGGUCAGGAAGCUGGAGACUCUUGAAGAUGACGAUGUGCUCAGGUAUCUUCUGCAGCUCGUACAGGCGGUCAAGUUUGAGCCCUACCAUGACAGUUCCCUGGUGAGGUUCCUGCUGAAGAGAGCGUUGAGGAGUAAGCGUAUAGGUCAUUUUCUCUUCUGGUUCCUGCGCAGUGAGAUCGCUCAGUCCAUGCACUACCAGCAGAGGUACGCGGUCCUGCUGGAGGCCUACCUCAGAGGCUGCGGGGAGGCCAUGCUGCAGGACUACAGGAAACAGGUGGAGAUGACGGAGGCUCUGCAGAAAGUCACCCGUGAGAUGAAGGCGAUGUCUGCGGACAAAUACGACAUCACUGCACAAGUGGUGUUUCAGUUACGUCAGAAGCUGGAGACCAUGUUGUCCUCUGGCCUGCCAGAGAGUUUCAGGGUCCCUUAUGACCCUGGAUUGAGGGCUGGAGCACUUUUGAUUGAACAGUGUAAAGUGAUGGCGUCGAAGAAGAAGCCACUGUGGCUGCAGUUUAAGAGGGCCGACCCCACCACUCUGUCCAAAGACCCCAUCGGCAUUAUCUUCAAAGAUGGGGAUGACCUCAGACAGGACAUGCUCAUCCUGCAGAUUCUGCUGAUCAUGGAGUCAAUCUGGGAGACUGAGUCGCUGGAUCUGUGCCUGUUACCGUACGGCUGCAUUUCCACUGGAAACAGAAUAGGAAUGAUCGAGAUUGUAAAGGACGCCACCACCAUUGCUAACAUCCAGCAGAGUGUCGUCGGGAGCACGGGAGCGUUUAAAGAUGAAAUCCUCUAUCAGUGGCUGCGGGAGAAGUGUGUCAGCGAGGACAAGUUCCAGCAGGCUGUGGAGAGGUUUCUGUAUUCCUGUGGUGGAUACUGUGUGGCCACAUACGUCCUGGGAAUCGGGGAUCGCCACAAUGACAACAUCAUGAUCACCGAGUCUGGGAAUCUCUUCCACAUUGACUUUGGUCACAUCCUGGGGAAUUAUAAGAGCUUCAUGGGAAUCAGUAAGGAGUGGGUUCCCUUCGUGCUCACACCGGACUUCCUGUACGUCAUGGGAACAUCAGGAAAGAAAUGCAGCCCCCACUUCCAGAAAUUCCAGGACGUGUGCGUGAAGGCUUAUCUCGCACUUCGGCAUCACACUAACCUGCUCAUCAUCCUCUUCUCCAUGAUGCUCAUGACUGGAAUGCCCCAGCUCACGAGUAAAGAGGACAUCGAGUACAUCCGCGAGGCGCUGACGGUCGGCCGCAACGAAGAGGAGGCCCAGCGCCACCUGCUGGACCAGAUAGAGAUAUGCAGGGAGAAAGGUUGGAUGGUUCAAAUCAACUGGUUUGUUCACCUGGUGCUGGGGAUCAAACAGGGUGUAGACAAACGGUCCACUUAGCACAAGUGAGGGAGGAUAGAAGAUGACAUGUUAUUAUCUGUGAUAUUUACUGGACAAACGAAGAAAAUUGUGAGGAUUUUAACUUGCACAUAAUAUGAAGACCUGAUGCCAAGUUGCACAAGUGGUGAAUUCACAAGAAACCUGCAGUGCAGAUCAGUUUGCCUCCCCCUCCUGGUAGUAAUUACACACGUCCUCAUAAAAUAAUGUAAUAGCAAUGGAGUUUUCAUUAUAGUGCUUUGACCAAGUCCUACAUCGGCAUCAAUAUUUCAUUUUCUUUUGCUCGCUCUUGAAAGUUACUCAUCAUGUUUCCAAAGUCUAUAAAGUAUAUAAUUUAAAUAACAGAUUGUAUGAUUCAGAGUGAGUUUGACUAGAAACUCAGCAUGUCAUUUUUGAGCUCUCGGAUAGACUAAGCAUUUUUCUCAGACUUUUCUCUAAUUCAAAAUCAUUUUCUACUGAUGCAGCACAUUUUUCUUCAGCCUUUUGAAAGAUGGUACAUGUGAUUCUGUUUGUUCCAUUUUACGGGAGAGAAAAACUGUUACCGUUUAUAAACAUUAAAGCAUCAAAUUCUACUGUUCGCAGAUUGAAGGUGACGUAAUACUGAUGUUGUUAGUGUUGUUGCUUUUUGAAUUACACUGGCGGUUGACGGAGGCUUCGUACGUGUAUUUAAAAACGGGUGCUAGUCAAAUUUUGACGUGUUAAAUUUAAAAAAAAUAAAUAAAUAAUGCUUAUAUGCAACUGCUGUAGCGGGCAGUUAAAAUGCCACAGUGACAAACUGCGCAUGCUGGUCAAUGCCGAGGUCACUUCUUAUAGGUUAAUGGAAGAAAUCUCUCAAACUGGGAUUUUAUUUCUUACCCAAAUUAAACACACUUAUUCACAAACAAGGUCUUAAUUCACCUCAUGUCACGUGUGAAACCAGAGACUGUGGAUGUAAAGACAAUCUGAUUUGUUUGUAUUUGUAGGUAAAACUUUUUCCAGUUUUUAUUUUUUUCAGGAAUGACCUUUAAAUGAUGCCUUUGGUGCAUUUAUAUAUUUCCAAUCUCUAGGGAAAUAUGUCAUUGUUACAUAAUUAUGUUAGUUUUUCUGCAAAAUCGUGUCAGAAAAUGAAAGCUAUUUGCAAUAAAUCCUUAUCGUAUGU